This is a messenger RNA of Symbiodinium necroappetens, 489 nucleotides long. Lineage: Eukaryota; Dinophyceae; Suessiales; Symbiodiniaceae. The record is from the annotation of a GenBank genome assembly.
AUGCUGAAGUUUGCGCAGUUCGGCGCUGCACAUGACGAGGUGCCUGGAGCCGAAGAUGGAAUCGACAGAGCUCAGCUGAGAAACAGCUACGAGGAAGCGUUGAAGUCCAUCUCCGAGGGCAAGGCACUGGAAGCGAAGCAACGCCUGAAACACCUCCUUGCUGUUGACAGCAGCGGUGCCCGUGAUCGAUUCUGGAUUCGUAGCUUUAAAGCUCUAUGCUGGCAAAAUCUGGCCGAAGCUGAAGAGCAGCUCGGGCAGUACAAGAAGGCGCUGGCAAGCCUACAACAUGCCGUGAGAGACGUCACCAAGGAGCAUCGCUCUGCAGAUGUACGAAUGCCGUUGCUGCGACGCUUGGCAAACUGCGCGAUGAAGGCCGAAGACUGGCCGGCGGCCACACAGGCCUUGUGCCGAUGUCUUCGUCUGGAGCCUGCUGAUACUGUGCAUCCUGGAAGCACCGAGUCUUGCAUGUGCCGAAAAAUGACCUCUUGA